UUUCCUCUUUUCCCACGGCCCAUUCCUCCACCACGCGCAUACUUCACUUCACUCCGUUAACUCCCAGCUCCUUUUCCUUUACCCCGAAAACCAGCGACCGAACUGUACAUUGUACAUGGUAGAUCCCGUCUGAUCCACGCCACGUCAGCUCCCUGCGGCAGAACACCCCACGUGGCAGCAUCAUACGGUGGCGGUAAGCCUCUACAGCAACCAGUUUUGGAGGGAAACCUGAGCGGAAGGGGUUAAAAAUAAUUUAUUAAAAAAGAAGAAAAUACACAGAAAUUACAAAGGAAAAAUAUGAUUCCAAUUUCCAGCAGAGAGGCUCUGGGUCUGGGGCAGGCAGGCUCUCUCUCCCCUUUCGUUUGUCCAACUUUUCUCUCCUUUUUCUCUUCAGUGCUCUGUAAUUAAUUGAUUGCGAGGACCAUUUAUAAAGAAAACAGAAAACCGGCAAUCUCUUCUCCUUCUUCGCCCGGCGCUCUUCUCCUCUUCUUCCUCCUCCUCCGCCACCGCCGAUCUUUCUGCCGGGAAAUUGCGGCAUCCAAAGCGGGUCAUGCAUGGCGCGCUGCGCCACUCUCGCUUGACGGACUCCCUGGCGGCGUAGUGCAGAAGGAUAAACUAUAUUUUUUUGUCUUCGUCGUUUCUUAGGGAUCAGAUCUAAUAGUUGUCGCCUCGGUUUGCUCAGAUUUGUUUCGUUGUGCUGAAUUGGGUGAUGGUUUUGAGGAGAAUUUAGGGUAAUUCUUUUUGUAGGGUUUUUCGGGUUGGAGCAUUCUUCGCUGGGGGGCGGGAAUGGAGAAGGGGAGGAGAUCUGGCGAGCCGUCGGGGUACGUGGUCAAGAGCAAGGGGCCUUCUGGGUGUUUGAUUGUGAGGAAGAAAGGGAGUGAUGGCGUGGGAGCGGCGGCCUCUUCUGGGUCGCGGAAGCCUUUUGAAUCGAAGAAGAAGGAGAAGAAGAAGAGGCCGAGGUUGGAUUUCAGCGAUGCCGGGUCUAGUGACGAGCUGUUAAUGCGUUCACGGGCAAGGUUAGCGCCUGGAACUUCUCGGAUUCGUAAUGGCGUGAGUGAUUUUGAUGCGGGUGUUGAAGAGGAGAGUGGGAUUGCUAGGAAGAGGAGCAGGGGAGAGGGUGGUAGGCGUAGUGAGAUGGAUGGCAUUGUUAGGGAUAGGGAUAAUUUGAUUGACCGGGCGAGGACCAGGUUAGAUGUGUUUGAUUUUGAUGAGGAUGAAGGUAGUGAGGCGGGAUCGAUGAGAAGGAAGCGCCCUGAAGAAGGUGGAGCUGAUAGUCGGAGGUUUUAUGGCUCAAUGACUGUGGGUAGAGGUAGCAUUGAAAGAGAAUACAAUUCUGGUUCAAGUAGAGAUGCUCUUCCUGGGAAUAGGCAGGCUUCAUAUUUCGAGAGGGCCAGUGGUUUGACUCGUGGUGAUCGUUCUGCCAGGGACGGGGUUCGACUGCCGGCUCCAGCUCCGAGGGAUGACUUUGAAUCAGAUCAACCAAUUCGGGUUCAAGGUAAAAAUGGUGUUCUAAAGGUUAUGGUAAACAAGAAAAAAAAGGUUGGUGGGUCUCUCAAUGGUUACAAUGCCAUGGAGCCUGAGGAAGUAAGAAAGGGUGUGAGGACAAAUGAAUUUUCCAAGAAGAACAUUCUUAAGCGCCCAACUCCAUUCAUUGGCAGAGAGAAGAAACCGAUGAAUCUUCUGAAUUCGAUGAAAAGUGAAGAUGAUAAUGCGAGUGACCAGGAUUCUGGUGAUAGUGGUAUUUUGUUGACAAAGAAAGCAAAUAUGAGAGCCAAGUAUGCAGAACCUAGCAAUUCUCAGAAGGUGAUGAUCUCUGCAAGGAAAAUUGUGAGCACUGGUAUUAAUUCUGAUGACAGUGAUACUUCCUUGAAGCCGAGACCAAAGAACGGCCGGGGUCUUAGAUCAAGAACGGGGACAAGUUAUGGAGAUGAGAAGACUACGCCUAGUAACCUUCUUCCAAGCAAAAUUAAUGAAGGCAAACUUAAGCGUGGUUCUGGCACUGAAAAACAAAAGCUGCGUGAAAGAAUUAGGGGGAUGCUUAUAGAUGCUGGCUGGACAAUAGAUUACAGGCCUAGGAGGAACAGGGACUAUUUGGAUGCGGUUUACAUAAACCCUUCAGGAACAGCAUACUGGUCCAUCAUCAAGGCAUAUGACGCUCUUCUAAAGCAGUUGAAUGAAGAUGAAGAGGUUGUAAAGGCUAAGGUGGAAUGCUCUCAAAUUACACCAUUACCAGAUGAGCUGCUCAGCCAACUUACAAGGAAUACUAGGAAGAAGAUGGAGAAGGAAAUGAGAAAGAAACAACGAGACAGCCGCCAGAGUGACAAUGCAAGGGAAGCAGUAGGGCGAAAGGCAUCAAGCAGCCGGUAUGAUGAGGAGAGUAUGGACAGCCAGAGUCAGGAUGAGAAAUUGAGCUCAUUCAUAACCUCCAAGGGCCACCGUUCGAUGCAUACUUUGCACGACAACGACGAAAAAUUGUCCUCUGGAUACAAUAGUCACCAUGGUAGUAAAAGCAGAAAACUAGGCAGAUGCACCCUAUUAAUACGAAGAUCAAACCAGGGUUUGAACUCAGAUGGUAAUGGUUUUGUACCUUAUAGUGGAAAAAGAACACUGCUCUCUUGGCUAGUUGACUCUGGAGCUGUGCAGUUGAGUCAAAAGGUGAGAUACAUGAAUAGGAGGCGAACAAAAAUUUUGCUGGAGGGCUGGGUAACACGAGAUGGAAUCCAUUGUGGCUGCUGUAGUAAAAUCCUUACAGUUUCAAAAUUUGAGAUCCAUGCAGGAAGUAAACUCCGACAACCCUUUCAAAAUAUAUAUCUGGACUCUGGGGUUUCCCUUUUGGAUUGCCAGAUUGAUGCAUGGAAUAGACUAGAGGCUGCUGAGAAUAUUGGGUUUCACUCGGUAGAUGUUGAUGGUGAUGAUCCGAAUGAUGAUACUUGUGCUCUUUGUGGUGAUGGUGGGGAUUUGAUAUGCUGCGAUGGUUGUCCAUCGACAUUUCAUCAGAGCUGCCUGGACAUUGAGAUGCUGCCUACAGGUGAUUGGCAUUGCCCAAACUGUACUUGCAAGUUCUGUGGUUCAGCCAGUGACAAUCUUACGGAUGAUGAUGAUCCAACUGUUUCGGCACUUCUGACGUGCAGCCUAUGUGCUAGAAAAUAUCAUGAAUCCUGCAUGAAUGGUAUGGAUGCUGCCACUAUUGAGGGUGAUAGUUCUAAAUCUUGCUUCUGUAGCAAAAAGUGCGGAGAGCUCUUUGAGCAAUUGGGGAAGUAUCUUGGCGUCAAACAGGAGGUGGAAUCAGGAUUUUCAUGGUCUCUUAUUCGGAGAACAGACUUUGACCUGGAUACAUCUCUUCAUGGACUUCCUCAUAGGGUGGAGGGGAAUUCAAAGCUAGCUGUGGCUUUGUCUGUAAUGGAUGAAUGCUUUUUGCCAAUAAUUGAUAGGAGGAGCGGGAUCAACUUGAUCCAUGGUGUUCUUUAUAAUUGUGGGUCAAACUUCAAUCGACUCAACUACAGUGGGUUCUUUACCUUGAUUUUGGAGAGGGGUGAUGAAAUAAUUUCUGCUGCAUCCAUAAGAUUACAUGGGACAGAGUUGGCAGAAAUGCCCUUCAUUGGAACUCGCCACAUAUACAGACGUCAGGGAAUGUGCAGACGUCUUUUUAGUGCUGUUGAAUCGGUACUCCGCUCAUUGAAGGUUGAGAAGCUAAUUAUUCCUGCCAUUUCUGAGCUAAUGCACACAUGGACGGAGGUGUUUGGGUUCACUAGCCUUGAUGAAUCCCUUAAGCAAGAACUGAAGUCUAUGAAUACGAUGGUGUUCCCUGGUGUGGAUAUGCUUCAGAAGCACUUACUUCAGCAGGAAAAUGGGGAGAAAAUGAACACUAAUAAAGGUGUGAAAGAGAAGGGACCCCAAGGUGAUAAAUUUAUGGACAAUGCUUCAGCUGAUAGUGGUUCAGCUGGAGAUUAUCUUCGAGAAAGCGACAGUGGUGGUCUUGAACAUAAUAACAUUGAAGCGAAAGUUGGAGAAUCGGCUAGGGCAAAAUCUGGCACAUCAAGUCCAGUUGCUUCUGCAAACUCUUCAAAGAUUUCCUUGGAUGCAUCCCACGAGAUUAAGCAAAGCGUCAGCUCAGAUUCAGGGCUAGUGGACAAGAAGUUGGAUAAAUCCAGAAUAUCCAACGUGAAGUCAGCUUCUCUGGAGAAUGAUGAUAUCUCUUCUCAUGCUAUUCCUGAAAACCAGUUUCUUCUUCCCAUUUCCUCGAACAAUGUUUCUGAAAUGAGCAGUUCGCCAGAUGCUUCUCGUGAACAUAAACCAGUAAAUGGUGAGGCAGUAGAUGAAUCAGCGUCUGUUGCUAACCAUUUGAGGAUGCCUACUGUUAUGAGCAGUCGGAGAGAAGUCAAAGAGGCGGCACAUGAUUUGGGGGAUAAUGGAACUGACGAGGCCCAAGCAUUCAAUAGAUUAAGCGAGUCUAAUUCCGAGGAGGAAUAUAAAGGUUCGUUCUCUACUGAACAAACUACAUUGCUGGGUGGUCUCCCGAGAGACUCUGAGCCGACCAAUAUCGAUGCUCCCGGGGAGGAAUACCAAUUGGGAUCAGGCCUUGAAGCAGCAAACCAUGCAGCAGCAACUUAUGAGCAUGGUUCCGACACUGAUGCGAGUGAAGUCAAAACAGAAUCUGAGUAGCUGCUGCACUCCUUAUUCACUUGCACUACUCUGACGAUGAGGGUAAGCAUUUUGGGGGCACCUAGUUUGGCGCGUGAUCUCAACGAGUUCGGUGCGUUGUUCUCUGUACACAGGGGCUGCUGGGAUGCCCGCAGGGAUGCUCGGCGAUAUUGUUAUAUGCCUUUUCCAAGUUUCGGUCCUUCCGGGAAGAGUGUGAGUGAUCUAUACCACUGCGUGCAGUGAAGGGAGUGAGGCUGAGGCUGCCAGCCGCUGUUGUAUGCUGAAUGGGAUGAUGGGAUGGCCGGAGUAAGAGCUAUCUCGUGCGCAGUCACCCUUAGAACGUGUAUAUAAGUUUGGUAUUGCCGAUGAUUGCGCGGCUGCGGGGUUCCAGAUUUUGGAACUUUGAUUCCCACCACCCUGUAACAAAAAGAAGAGGAACGAAUUCGAUUCUUACGUAGCAGACGCUCCCUCCCCUGUUUUUUUUUGUUAUCCUAUCUCGGGAAAAGACUACUGGUUCCUCGAUACAAAUUUUUCCAUGUGUGCAAGUAAGAAACUGGGAUGGAAAAUGUUCCUCCAUUCCACGCUUUCCAUUUCAAUUCAGUGCUUAUUUAUAGAAUUGAAUCCAUUUUAUAUGUACAUUCUCACAAAAACUCCUCAGCGGUCUUCAAAUCAUCCAGUAUCGCAGACUUCACAGAUUCCGGUAGGGCUGCGGACGGCCCUGCUUUUGAGUAGAAGCUCGCCAGUGCUCUUAUCGCCUUCUCUAUCUCCACGUACGAUUCCUCGCCGGCGAUCUUCUCUUGGCCCCUCCAAUUGCCCAAAUACUCUCUAAUGGAUUCCUUGGCUGCGUCGGCGUUCCGCCUGAACUUGGCAUUGUCCUUGGGAUCCUCCUGCAGCGACUCUCGCAGCGUCUUCACCACCUCUCUCGCGGACUUCAGGUAAGCUUUCGGAAGCAGUUUCCCGGAUUUCGUCUUCUCGUUUGGAUCCAGAAGCGACUUGAUUGCGCCGACCACGCCCUCCUCCUCUUCGUCUUUUGCCGGUUGUCCUCCUUCGGCUCUGGCAGGCAAUGGCGUCGGCAUCCAGCUGGGAGACAUUAUGGAUAGUGUCGAAAUAGCACCAGCGAGCAAGACUCGCCGACGAGUCUCGGCGGCAACUUGAUUCCGUUGCAGCUGCUUAUAGGAACAAUCAGUUGGUGCUUUGACAGAGACGGAAAGGCAUGGAAUCACUGCAAAACUCGCGGCGGUCGGCGCCAUUGUUCUGCCGUCGAUUUCAGUUCGGCAACUUGCUCCAAUCGCGCACUUCAGGUCGGAUAUCUCAGCUUACGUCAUUUUCUUUUUCUUAAACUACUGCUUCUUCGGUUCUUCUCACUCUACCUUUCGGCUUUCACUUCUCAGUGCUCAUUCUCCGCCGCCGGAUGAAGCUUCGAAUCUAUCCGAAUGGAAAUGGACACAGCUGUUAUUUUGAGGAUUCGUGAAGGUUAAGUUAGUCAUUUGGAUCAAGCCUCCGACGUCGUUCUGGUAUCUUUCUCUCUCUAUCCCUCUUAUAUCCCCGCCGGCAGACGUCAGUCUCCGGUUCUAUGACUCGCCUUUCCGUUGAAAAUAGGAGACGAGAUCUCUCUAUCUCGCUCCUCUUUCCUCUGUUGCUAGAAUUCAGACGCCGGUGAAUUUCGGUUCCAGCAAUCGGCGGCAGUCCCCGGCGCUGCAGGAAUCCUCUGCUGUUUCCCGGAUAUGACUAACAACUCCCAGCAAAAUUCUUCAUCCUUGAAGCCUUCCUCCUCCGCUUCCGCAUCGCAGAGGAAAUCUCGAUGGGAGUCCUCUUCCUCCGCCGCUGCUAACGCCAACAAUCCACUGUCGGGAUCGAAAUCCAACCAGCCAAAACCUGCUAAACCUCAUCCCAAUUCAAAACCUUCGCCGAAGCUGAAGACAGGGCCAUCUCCCAAGCCUGCCGCUCCUCUUGCUCGGCCACCAGGUGCAGCCUUCCCUUUCCCCGACUUUGGCCCUCCUCCUACUCCCACCUAUGGCUUCCACAUGCUGGAAAGAAGGACCAUUGUCCUUGCAGACGGCAGCGUUCGCUCCUACUUUGCUCUUCCUCCAGAUUACCAGAACCUCCCUCCGCACGGUUUUAUUCCCCCUCGUCCGCUCCCACCCGGUGGAGAUCUCAGAUUCCCGCCCAUGAGUCCUGAAGGUUUAGGGUUCCGUGAUGGAAACCACAGUGCCGCUUUGAAGAGGAAGCACGCUGGAGGGGACGACGAGUUCAAGUUCAGCAAUAACCCUAACGGGUUUCAUUCCGCUGGGGCCGGGCCAAGCAGUCCGUUUAUGAGGGGUGAUGAACUGAGGCCAGGGAAGUUUAUGAGGAUUGGUGGCGACAGCGUGGGAAUGAUCCAUAAGCACCUUGAAGUGGACCAGAACAAGCUAAAGAAGGCUUUUCUACACUUUGCUAAGGUGAUCAAUGACAGUGAAGCAGAGAGAAGGCGUUAUUUAGAGAACGGCAAGCAUGGACGGAUUCCUUGUGUCGCUUGCAACAGGUCGAAAGAUUUUCCAGAUGUGCAUGCUCUUAUAUUGCAUACAUACAACUCAGAAAAGGCUGAAUCUCAUGUGGAUCACUUGGGAUUACACAAAGCCGUGUGUGUUUUAAUGGGAUGGAACUUCACGAAGAUCCCUGAUAGCUCAAGGGCAUACCAGUUCCUACCUGUCCAUGAAUCAGCAGCAAACCAGAACGAUUUGAUUUUGUGGCCACCUUUGGUGAUUAUUCAUAACACAGUUACAGGAAAGGGUAAAGAUGGACGCUUGGAAGGUUUGGGAAACAAAGCCAUGGAUAGCAAAAUAAGAGGUCUUGGAUUUCCGGGUGGCAAGUCCAAAUCACUGUAUGGAAGAGACGGUCAUCAAGGUAUGACACUUGUUAAGUAUAGCGGGGACAUGUCAGGCUUGAAGGAGGCCGUGCAGCUGUCCGAUCACUUUGCGAUGCAGAAUCAUGGGCGAAUCGCAUGGGAACAUAUACAGCCGGUGGCUUUAGGCAGAGACGACGAUGACAGGAAUCCAAACCUCGUGAAGGUUGACCAUCGCAGUGGGGACAAGCAGAGGAUUCUGUAUGGGUAUCUUGCCACAGCUGCUGAUCUUCACAGGGUGGAUUUCGAGACACGGAGGAAGGUCACGAUCGAGAGCCUUCGAGAGUACCAGCAAGUCAGUCAUCCUCCUCGAUAACACAAUCAGCUAGAGGUAACAAAGAGCUGCGCUCAUACUUAGACUCAUUGCUUUUCGACACCAGUCUGUAACCUUGUGUUGUCCAUUUGGCCCUGUAGAGAUAGAUGAGGGGAAAAGGCUUCGUUUCGGUCAAUUACGAUAUUUCAUCAUCGUUGGCAGAAUUCGAGGUGGUAUUUAGGAAGGACCAGAUUGCAUAUAGAGAGUUUCAUAUGUAUCUAUCUUCAUUUGAUAAGUGAGCCCCUCUAGUCUAUAUUUAUGCGUUCAGAUUUCAGAAGAUGAGGGCCGCAAAACGGCUGGUGCAUGGUGUCAGUCAGUAUCCUCUGUCGCCGGCUCGGUUGCUCCUUACCUUGUACUUGCAGUGACGUUUGAGGUUUUCGGGGCGAAAUGAUACCCUAGUGGUGGCUAAUACGUUAACAACAUUCUGUAAGAGGUCAUAAAUCUAACAUGGCAUUACAAGAGUCAAUAUGUGAGAACGUUUUGAUGAUUGAUAAUAGCGUAUGUGGCUAACUUGUGAAACUUGAUCAAGUUUUAACUAAGAAUUGUAAAAUUGUAUCAAUUGGUGUAGUGGAAA
This is a messenger RNA of Linum tenue, 8409 nucleotides long. The record is from the annotation of a GenBank genome assembly. NCBI's taxonomy places the organism in Eukaryota, Viridiplantae, Streptophyta, Magnoliopsida, Malpighiales, Linaceae.